GGGAAGGGGAAGCUCGAAACCCGGGGGAAAGGGGACCCCUAGGCAGGAAGUGAGCCUUCGACCUGAAGCGGAAUGGUAUUCAGAAUUCAGACAGUUUCGGUCGCUCGUAGAGAGUAGAGGUGUUCUUCUUUCUUCUGCAUCGGUUGUUCUUCGUUUUCGUUAACGUACUACUACAUCGUGGUAGAACGAAGAAGGGAAAGAGACUACGGACAAAAAUAGAGGCUCGCAGACACGUGCUACAGGGCAAAGUCUACACACGAAGAAGCUUGUAUACUUACUUGCAGCUACACUCGUACGAGGAACUCGCAGGGUUCUCUCCAGAAGGCAAAAGCAGUGUUCGUGAUCAGUGACUUCUACGACUCCGGUUUCGCUGGUCUUCGCCGGGUUUCGGUGUAUUUUGGCUCCUCUGAUAUAUUAUAUAAUAUAUCGCACGUUUAGGUGCCAUCGUUGGUUGAAUUUCAAAGGAGACCGCCGCGCCGGAGCAUCUGUGUGUUUUGCUGACGCGUCGUUGCCACAUUGUCGUAACGCGAUUCGUCGAGCGUGCCGUGGCUCGUAGCCAGUCAGAGAGCGUCUGGUGAACGGUACAGAAGUGGUGAGAGACGGAGCAAGUGAGGGGAAGAAAGUGAUAGUGUCGUCAGUUCUUGCUCGGACUCUGCAACUUACAGAUCGUACGAAGAUCUCUUCAGAACCUGCAAAAGGAAGCAAAAAAAAAAACACUGUGGAGAAAGAACCGAUCACGCAUCGUUGAAGAUGAUAUCAAUAGUAUGACAAUUGUGAGUAGUGUUACCUAUUGGGAUCGUGUUCGCAGAUCGGGGUUGAUCGCUUCGUGAACGUUCCAGCGUUGCGCAGAACAGAGGUCGUCGUACAUAUACGUACAUCUCGUAUCGGAAUGCGUGUUCAUAGUCGGCACGUUGUACGACCAGUGCGCCCACGCGAUAGUGUAAUCGAUUGAUCGGAGAAACGUGUGUAUACGCGGCAUCAGGACUCGCCACUGACGGAAAGGUCUAGUGAUUGGCGACUUAUUGUACAGUCGAUUUUCAUGUCAUCGCUUCGCGCAAAGAGGACGCUGAGGAAGCAGUGACCAGUGGCGUUUUCCGAUUAAUCGGUCCGGAUUAAUCAGUCGCGGUCAUCGACUUGACGAUUUCUCGGCGUGUUCCGUUGAUUUUCCUGACGUAGCCGGUACCAGAAAAGGGCGGCAAACUGUACGGGCACAGGGAGGAAGACAUGCUCACGAUGGAUAUGGACACGAAGGGCGGCAGUCUGCACGCUCAGAUGCCACCACAUCCGCACCAGGGUGUCUCGCCGAUGGGUCAUCACGCCAUGAAUCCUUACGGCACCAUCGGCUCGCUGGUCCACAGUCCGGCGUUAUCGGGAAGUCCCCCCAGCUCGGGCGGCCUAGGCCUGGGACUUCAACAUCACCAUCAGACCUCGCAGCAUCAUUAUAACUCGAUGCAAGCGGCCGCCGUCGCCGCCGCGAGUCAACAACAGAGCAUGCACGCAAUGACGGCGCAACAGAGCGUGCAGCAACAGCAGCAGCAGCACCACUCCCAUCAGCAGCAGCAGCAACAACAGACACAGUCCCAGCAGCACCACCAGCCCAACAACCACAGCAACCCCAACAACCCCAAUAACCCCAGCAACUCGGCCAACGCGAAGAACAACAAUAUGGACCGCGUGAAAAGGCCGAUGAACGCUUUCAUGGUGUGGUCCCGGGGUCAGCGGCGCAAGAUGGCCCAGGAGAAUCCGAAGAUGCACAAUUCGGAGAUCUCCAAGCGCCUUGGAGCUGAGUGGAAGCUCCUUAGCGAGACGGAGAAGCGCCCGUUCAUCGACGAGGCGAAGCGGCUGCGCGCGGUGCACAUGAAAGAGCACCCUGAUUAUAAGUACCGGCCGCGACGCAAGACCAAGACGCUCCUGAAGAAGGAAAAGUUCCCGCUCGGAGGCGGAGUACCAGGUGUCGGCGGCAUGCUCGUCGACCAGCGACAAGUAGGCGCCAGCGGCGGACCCCAGCAGUCCCAAUUGUCCCGCGACGUCUACCAAAUGUCCAACGGGUACAUGCCGAACGGGUACAUGAUGCACGACCCGACGACCGCGUACCAGCAGCACGUCGCGUACGGCGGACACAUGGCCGGUGCCACGGCCUCGGCCGCCGGUUACCCCAGGUACGACCCCAUGGGCCAUCACAUGGGCGGCGGCAGUUCCAGCCCCAUCAACAACUACAUGAACGGCUACGGUGGAUAUGGGGCUGCCGUUUCCAACAAUUCGCCGUCGUCCUAUCACCAGGCCCAGCCGACGACCACCAGUCCCAGCGACCAGAGCGAGGUGAAGUCCGAGCCGCAGAGCCCGAACAGCGCCGGCAUGCACACCCCGACGUCUACGACCGGUCAGGUUCCGGCCACAAUCCCAACAGCGAUCGCCGCGCAAGCCGCGCAAGCUGCACAAGCUGCACAGGUCGCACAAGCGGCCGUCAAACGGGAGUACAUGGUCCAGCAGCCGACGAAUCAGCCGACGUCGCAGAGCGACCUAAGGAACAUGCUCUCGUUGUAUCUACCGCACGGUACGACCGAGCCUGGAAUACCUCACGGCGCGGGCGUUUACUCACCAGGACCGUCUGACUCUCUGGUGCAACACCACUCGGUCGCUCACAUACAGCCGCUCGCACACAUACUCGCUGAUUAAACACGAAGGUUUCAUCUGACUCAUCCUAUUUCCUCGCAAAUCUACCGAAAGAACGGACUAGCGAGAAAGCUAGAAACUUAACGUUUUCCUCACAUCUGUGAUCUGCAACCUAACAUGUAAAACAUCACCUCGUAGGAAUAUCGUAGCUUAAAAAGAAGCAAACUUGGACGGAGGCCUUUAGGAAUCGGAACGCUCAGGCAACUGAGAGGGUAAGAGGGUGGGCACAAAAGCGUGCGCUAGAUCUGGCACGCUUAAUCAAAAAAUAAAUACAAAAAAUAAAGGACGAUUCCGAGGGCAAUUUCCGAGCUACGAGAGAGACAGAGAGCGAGAUAGAGAGACAGAGAGAGAGAAGAGGCGAGACCAAAUCGACCUCUCGGUACUGCAGACCGAGCCUUCACAUCGCACGGAGAAUAAAAGUUCUCUCGAUCAUCAUCCAUCCUCGUCCACGUACUGCGUCAUCAUCGCCAUCGAUCCCUAUUCGCUUAUAGGGAGGAUCCAACCCGGAGGAGACACACAACUCGCGGCUUGCGAGUUUUCGAAGGCGCCGUCGAUGUUUGCGAACGCGUUUGAAAUUGCGACGUUACCAAAGAAUUCCAGCUAGAUAGACAUCCACCUCGAUUCGACUCCAUUUUGGAUCCCGGAAGCGCGACUACGCAUUUCACUUCUCGCCGAUCGAUGUAGAUAUGACUUUUUCCUACGCUUAUUCGGUGUCGAGCGAUGACAACGAGAUGAUUAUUCUAUAACUCGAGAUCGUGCGAAACUUGAACGUCGACGUCGUUCCUUCGUGUUCUUCUCCGUUAUUUCCACCGUGCUGGAUUAAAAAAAAAACAUUUUAUUGUGCUGCGUUCCGAGGAGAGAGAUAAGCAAAAAGGUGGAAACGUGCGUAUGUGAAUAAUUUACAAUAUGUGAUGUCAUUUUUGUGUAAUAAUUGCUAAUAUACGCUACCAUCAAAAGUUUAAGAUCAAAGUAAUAAAUGGAAAAAUCACAAGCUGAAACAUUCCGCUGAAUGUUUCUUGUUUUAUUAACAGCUGCUAGAAGAUCGUAAAAGUGAGAACAGUUUGCAUUAUUUUUUGGUCUUAAACUUUUUGGUAGUGUACUUCUUUUUACGUAUAAGAGUAUUAAAUAGAUUAUAAAAUAUUGUUGCAAAUAUAUAUACGUAAACAAUUUGUUAUAUAUAUAUAUAUAUAUAUAUUGCAAAUUAUUAAUAAGUGUUGACAUUAAUUUUCGAUGACGCGUCGUGUGUACAUAUCAAUUCCGAUCUUCUCCUUUAUUCCGCGUGUAUAUAUAUGUGUAUAUAAUCCACAGAGGGUGUGAAAAAUAUAUCUAAAGCAAUUUUGUAUGCGUAAUCAGAAUUGAAUAUCGUGACAGAAUAUAACAAAAAUUAUGAAUUUUUUUGAAUUUUUUUAGUCCUACUUUUUUAAUUGUGAUAACUAAGUGGUACAACACUUUUAUAUUUACAUUAUUAUAUUCCACAUUAUAUUUCGUCACGUUAUAUUCAAUUCUUAGGCGUACAAAAUUAUUUUAGAUAUUUUAUCUCAUAUACAUUUAUUUUGCGGA
This is a messenger RNA of Nylanderia fulva, 4233 nucleotides long. It is a transcript of the gene SoxN, whose product is annotated as SRY-box transcription factor soxNeuro. The record is from RefSeq and is a predicted model, not a curated record. Lineage: Eukaryota; Metazoa; Arthropoda; Insecta; Hymenoptera; Formicidae. Gene Ontology annotation, biological process: brain development; negative regulation of transcription by RNA polymerase II; neuron differentiation. Gene Ontology annotation, molecular function: RNA polymerase II cis-regulatory region sequence-specific DNA binding; DNA-binding transcription activator activity, RNA polymerase II-specific. Gene Ontology annotation, cellular component: nucleus.